Molecule: messenger RNA, 1161 nt
Organism: Malassezia vespertilionis
Lineage: Eukaryota; Fungi; Basidiomycota; Malasseziomycetes; Malasseziales; Malasseziaceae
Exons: 1
Coding region: 1-1161 (386 amino acids)
Source: RefSeq, a predicted model, not a curated record
AUGGCCAACGUGCGUUUUAUACCAACGCGGGACUUGCCCAGCGUAUCGCAAGUGCACGUAGACGAUGUGCAGCGGGGAAUUGAAGAGAUAAAACGCGCCUACGAUAUUGGUUCAGGCAGGGAAACUUGGAUAUGGGAGCCGUUGCGAGGAGAGGAAUUUAGAUCAAAUGGGCAGCACGACAGCGCGCCAGAAGACGCGUUCGAGGAGCGCUAUGUCCAGACGUGGCUGAAUGCCGUGCUACGCAAGGCAUGCAAAGAGCAUGAAUUUGCACCAUUUACUGACGAAUGUGCCGCGUUGCUUGUUUUGAUGGCGGGUCAGUCUGCUGCUGGCGUACGAGAAACUGUAUACCGUUUUUUCUUGGGCGAUCGUAUGCCAACUGACAAGCACGAAGCGAGUGCUCAUGUGUAUAUUCGCGAUAUACCUCUUACAGACGACGCUUUGGGUGGUCGAACGUGGGGGGCCGCUCCGUACAUGGCGAGGCGCCUUAUGCUUCAGUACGCAAAAAAACAUCGACCGCGACGCAUUUUAGAGCUUGGUGCGGGCACUGGCCUUGUUGGGUUAGCGCUUGGCGUAUGGAUGCGCACACAAGGAUGCCCUGCAGAGAUCUUUCUCACGGACUAUCACGCGGUCGUUCUGGAAAAUUUACACUAUAAUGUUACUCGUAAUGGUUUGGACAGCGACGAUGUCGGUGCACAUGUCGCAACCUUGGACUGGCAGCAUGUAUACGAGGCGUACACGGGAGAGUUGGCAAGCAUGACUACGGCACAAACACUUCCUGCAGCCAACCAGGAACGGUCCGCUGCAUAUCCACCUUUGACAGAUGACCAUCCAUUCGAUGUCAUCCUCGCAGCAGACUGCAUUUACGAUCCAGCACACCCAGCGUGGAUUCAUGCAGUAGCAUGCAAGUACCUCGCACCCAAAAAGCCAGGGAAUGCGGAGCCGGAGCUGCAUAUUCUUGUUCCUGUACGAUCCACACACCUACAGGAAUUGGACGCUGUGUACAACGCGUUUACACACCCUUCCAGCCCCUUUCAUGUUGUGUGCGAAGAGCAGAUCCGGGGCACGGAUGAUUUUGGACCUAUCACGAUGCACCGCAGCGCAUUUCAUGAGCAGCAAGGGCACACAGUAGAGUAUAAGUACCUGGUCAUUCAACGAUCAUAG